AUGGAUCUGGAGGUGGUGACCUUAUUUGUCAUCGCUUUGGGGACACUCGCUGUUCCACUUCUACUUUUCAUGGCAUCCUUUAUGCUGUGGCCUUCAUCACUCAUUAAAUUUUAUUUCUGGUACUGGAGGCGCACCCUGGGUCUUCAGGUGUACCAUGCAGAAUGUGGUGGAUACCGGUUCUGUUACUCUUCCAGAGGGAAGCCCAGCAUCAGGCCAUCAAUCCUCAUGCUGCAUGAUUUCUCUUCACACAAAGAUACAUGGUUGUCUUUGAUUAAGUACCUUCCAAAACAUCUGCAUCUUCUGUGCGUGGACAUGCCAGGGCAUGAGGGGACAACACGUACUAGUGCAGAAGACUACUCAAUCCAGGGACAGGUUAGGAGAAUACGCCAGUUUGUAGAAACUAUUCAUCUAAACCGGAAACCAUUUCACUUGGUGGGCAAUUCGAUGGGAGGAAAUGUGGCGGGAGUGUACGCAGCCUGCUACCCCACUGACGUUUGUAGUAUGACACUCAUCUGUCCAACUGGUGUAAAGUACCCUUCAAAGACUGAAUCUGAAAAGAACAAUCAUGAGCUGGAGCUCAGUGAGUAUACACUUGGCAUUGCUCUUAUCCCAUCUACGCCACAAGAGAUGGAGGAUAUGCUGAAACUCUGCUCCCAUGUACGCUUUAAAGUCCCCCAACAGAUUCUUCAAGGACUGGUGGAUGUACGACUUCCACACAAUAGCUUUUAUCAUGAAGUAUUUAUGGAGAUUAUAAAGGAGAAAUCUAAAUAUGCCCUACAUGAACACAUGCACCUGAUGACCACCUCUCUUCAAGUUAUUUGGGGAAAACAGGACAAGGUAGUAGAUGUGUCUGGAGCAUGGUUGCUGGCUAAAGCUCUGCCAAGCUGUCGUGUGGAUGUGCUGGAGAAUUGUGGCCAUUCUGUAGUAAUGGAGCGACCUCAACGCACUGCCAAACUGAUCUUAGACUUCAUCAACUCUCAGCAGUGCUUGCUUAAUACAACUAGCAAAAAGAAAUUUUAG
Molecule: messenger RNA, 1020 nt
Organism: Clarias gariepinus (North African catfish)
Lineage: Eukaryota; Metazoa; Chordata; Actinopteri; Siluriformes; Clariidae
Gene: abhd6b
Product: abhydrolase domain containing 6, acylglycerol lipase b
Exons: 8
Coding region: 1-1020 (339 amino acids)
Source: RefSeq, a predicted model, not a curated record